CCGCCGGGCCAAGAUGGAGGCGGUGACUGAGGGCAGCUGGAGCUCGCUGCCGGUAACGCUGAGCCCGGGAGUGCUGCGGGCGCUGCGGGAGCUCCGCUUCCACCAAAUGACCCCGGUGCAGUCUGCGACCAUCCCGCUCUUCAUGAGUAACAAAGAUGUUGCUGCAGAAGCGGUCACAGGCAGUGGGAAAACCUUGGCAUUUGUGAUUCCCAUACUGGAAAUCCUUCUCAGACGGGAAGAAAAAUUAAAGAAAAUGCAGGUUGGAGCUAUAAUUAUCACACCAACGAGGGAAUUGGCCAUUCAAAUUGAUGAGGUGCUGUCACAUUUCACAAAACACUUCCCCAUGUUCAGUCAGAUUCUCUUAAUUGGUGGUAGGAACCCCAUAGAAGAUGUUGAGAAGUUUAAGGAACAUGGUGGGAACAUCAUCGUGGCCACCCCRGGUCGCCUGGAGGAUCUGUUCAGGAGAAAAGCUGAUGGGCUGGACCUUGCAAGCUGUGUGAAGGCUCUGGAUGUGCUGGUUUURGAUGAAGCAGACAGACUUCUAGAUAUGGGCUUUGAAGCAAGCUUAAAUGCCAUUCUGGACUUUUUGCCCAAGCAGAGAAGGACAGGUCUGUUCUCAGCUACUCAGACUCAGGAGGUGGAGAACCUGGUGAGAGCAGGUCUGCGGAAUCCCGUCCGCAUCUCGGUCAAGGAGAAAGGAGUGGCAGCAAACAACACCCAGAAAACCCCAACACGCCUGGAGAACUACUACAUGAUCUGCAAGGCAGAUGAAAAGUUUAAUCAGUUGGUGCAUUUUCUUCGGCAGCACAAACAGGAAAAACAUCUGGUCUUUUUCAGCACRUGUGCCUGUGUGGAAUACUAUGGGAAGGCUUUGGAAUCCUUAAUUAAACAAGUGAAAAUAAUGAGCAUUCAUGGGAAAAUGAAGCACAAGCGUAACAAGAUUUUUACCGAGUUUCGGAAGCUCCCAGGGGGCAUUUUGGUGUGCACAGAUGUGAUGGCCCGUGGCAUUGACAUCCCAGAAGUGCACUGGGUGCUGCAGUAYGACCCACCCAGCAGUGCCAGUGCCUUUGUGCAUCGGUGUGGUCGGACAGCGCGGAUUGGCAAUGUGGGCAGUGCACUUGUGUUUUUGCUUCCCAUGGAAGAAUCCUACAUUAACUUUCUCUCAAUCAACCAAAAGUGUCCCAUGCAGGAAAUGAAACCRCAGACAAAUGUGUUGGAUCUUCUUCCCAAGCUGAAAUCCAUGGCCCUGGCWGACAGGGCAAUGUUUGAGAAAGGCAUGAAAGCCUUUGUGUCUUACAUCCAGGCUUAUGCCAAACAUGAAUGCAAUCUCAUCUUCCGGAUAAAAGAUCUGGAUUUUGCCAGUCUUGCCAGAGGUUUUGCAUUGUUAAAAAUGCCAAAGAUGCCUGAACUAAGAGGAAAAUGUUUUCCAGACUUUACUCCAGUCGCUGUUAAUACAGACUCCAUUUCAUUUAAGGAUAAAAAUAGAGAAAAGCAGAGACAAAAGAAAUUAGAACAACAAAGGAAAGAAAGAGAAGAAAAUGAGGGUAAAAAGAAAUUCAUAAAGAACAAAGCAUGGUCAAAACAGAAAGCCAAGAGGGAGAAGAAAAAGAAAGUAACAGCUAAAAGAAAGCGUGAAGAGGGCUCUGAUAUUGAAGAUGAGGAUAUGGAAGAAUUGCUGAAUGACACAAGACUCUUGAAAAGAUUAAAAAAAGGAAAAAUCAGUGAAGAAGAGUUUGAGAAGAAACUAACAGGCGGCCAAAGGUUCAAAGCAGAAACUGUUGAAGACAUAGAGUCUGAAGGCUGACAGUUACUCUAACCAUAUUUUUAUAUUMAAACAYUGCUUWUUUUAAUAAACCUGGAUUUCUAUGRAAAAAUGAUACAGAUAACAGAAUUUCCUUGAUAGACCUGGCAUCCCCAAAGACACAGAGCCUGCAGUGGAGAACAAAGCUAAAAGCACCACUCUGGUAUGGCAGRAGCUGCAGGUUUCCAUCAGCAGACUUGUCAAGUUUUAAUUUUGUUUUUUU
Molecule: messenger RNA, 2024 nt
Organism: Malurus melanocephalus (red-backed fairy wren)
Lineage: Eukaryota; Metazoa; Chordata; Aves; Passeriformes; Maluridae
Gene: DDX55
Product: DEAD-box helicase 55
Exons: 14
Coding region: 14-1804 (596 amino acids)
Cellular component (GO): nucleolus
Molecular function (GO): ATP binding; nucleic acid binding; RNA helicase activity
Source: RefSeq, a predicted model, not a curated record